Messenger RNA from Porites lobata, 2277 nucleotides. Lineage: Eukaryota; Metazoa; Cnidaria; Anthozoa; Scleractinia; Poritidae. The record is from the annotation of a GenBank genome assembly.
AUGGCGUCUGAAAAGAACAGUAGCAAGGAAGAAUCUACUUCUUCAACAAGCAUAGCUACAAAGGGUGAACAUUCAGGCGCUCCAAGCGUCAUAAAUACCUUUGCUAAUGAUGGUAGUUUUCUAGAACUUUUUAAAAAAAGGAUGGAGGAGGAAUCAAAGAAAUCGAAGGCGAGUGAAAAAUCAGUCUCCGAAGACAACGUCGAAAAGAAAGUCAAAGAAGACUUCGAACAGAACCAAACCGAGGGAAAAGUUCCUGGAUCCACGAAAUUGUUAGCACAGCAGGUCUGGUUUAGUGCAAAAAAGAAUGCUUAUAUUUUCCCUUUCGCUGGGAAAGAUUGAACGUAUAGUCUGACAAAAAAAUAGUUCACGGGUUUCAUAUUUCAUGCUUGUAAACUUGUCGACGUCCGGAAUUCUUUCAGCUUUUGAAUUUUCAGUAUAAACACACACUUAUGGUAUUGUUCAAGGAGAAAGAGAAAGCAUAAGAUUUCUACACAGCCCCAUACAUUUGUUUAAUAUGAGCGUAGCAAUCUCAUACAAUUUCAGACAAACAGUUUCUAUGAAAUAUGAACAGAGUCAAAACAUGUAUGCAUAGUAAAGUAAUGUAUGGGGCUGUGUUUCUUACCAAGUUUAAAACCUUAAGACUUCUUUUUGUCAAAAAAUCAAUCCUGAUAUGUGAUGUGAAACUGAGAUGAAAAUGAAAAUCAGAAAUUGACGUAUCAAAGUACCUAAAACUUUGAAAAAACGGGAGAACUUUGUUUACUAUUGUUCAUCACUGUACUUUUCAAUAACAUGCAAACCCUGUAAUUUAAAAGCCAGCUGACAUUUGCAUCUUACUCCACUGUCAAUCAUAAUUACAAUCACACAAACAAUGAACCUUGAAACACAAAUACACAAAACAGAUUGAAAUCCACAAAUCACAAAUCAUGACCUUUUGAACUUGUUCAAGUCAACAUCCAUUUCUUAAUAGGUGUGCUAAGACGAUUGACAGCAGCGAAGAAUUGAAUUUCAGAUUUUGCGUGUUUUUGAAAAGUAUAGUAAAUUGACCGUCUUAUCUAAACUUCAUGUAUGUGGUGGUCAGUGAGGAAUACAGGUCAGGAGGAGUUAUCACCAUCCUAAAUAGCAUGAUGUUAUCUUACGGUGUUAGUAUUAAUCCAAAAAAUGUAGGGAAAGAGGACAUUUGCAGUUGGAAAGAUGGGUGGAGCUUCUAGACAGAUGAAUGCAAAGAAAAAGAAACAAGAGAAAGAAGCAGCUGAGGCAGCCAAAAAAGCUGAGGAAGAGGUAAAAGUGAAAUUCAACAAGAAUCUUAAGUGGCCUAAAAUGUACCUCAGUCAUUAGAAAAUUAAUAUCCUGCUAGGACCCAGAAUGUUUAUUUUGAGUAACCUGAGCUCAAGCCAAAAUUUUAGCAACUCUCACACAUUUUUUUUUCUUAUAUAAUCAUCGCCCAAUCUCAAGUUAGAGUUAUACUGAAUGUGACUGGGUAUCCUUUAGAUGCCCAGUUUUGAGAGAAAAAGCAAUUUUUUUUACAGCUUGGUUGUACAUUACUGACUUGAGUGUUUACGUGGAUUCCUGGAUAAACCCUGUCCCCUGGGGUGGGGGAUACUCCUGGGAAUUCUUGGUGGGGGUGUGCCGCACGAUUCUCCAAAUUCUGACCCGAUUUCAGACCAAAAAAUGUACUUCCGCACCUGUUUCCGGACCAGACCUCUAAAAUCCAUACCCAUCUUCAGACCUGGCCUUUAGGCAGAAAUUAUGUCAUCGUUACUUAGAUUAGAGCGCAAACAAGCAAAUUCAUCAAACCAUUUUGAAUUCGCAUGUUUCUCUUUCUCUCUUACUCAUUCGGAAUUGAAACGAUAAAUACAUUCAUACUUUCCUGUAGUUCCCCCGAAAACCAUACCUGAUUCCAGUCCAAAAUGGGCAAAGUGUAUACCCGUUUUCAGACCAAAACGGCGCAAAAACCUGACACCAUGGGACGGCACAUGCCUACAUAGCUUAUGUAAGGGGGUACCCCCCCAGGCCCUGUCCUCCUUGCCUUCUGCCCUCUUACUACAAACUAAGUUACUGCAUACUAAGUUUUCUACUGACUAGAGCAUUUUCAUUAGUAGAAGCUAGCGACCAUAACUCCCUCAUAUAAUGUUUAGCUGUAUUUUGAUGGUCUCUUUUUCUCACAACUAGGCUGAGGGCAAGUCAUCGGCAUGGAAAGCUUACAUGGAUGAAGUUCAAAAAUACAAAGAAAUGAGUUGCUCAGAUGACAGUGACAGAGUACGGCCUCUUGUGAAAUAA